AUGGGAGGACCGGACGGACGGGCAACACCUUGCAUUGAGCUAAAGACUGAUACCCGCAGCGUGUCAGCACAUUCUUGUUGUGAGACUUCUGAGGAGAGGACGUGUGUGUAUUUCAUGCAAACUGUUGGAUAUACCUGUGCAGAAAUCGGAGUACAUUUAAUCAUGACACUUACAGAAUGCGACGAUAACAGCAAAAUGCAGCAGAAACCACAGAAUCAGCUAACGGUAGGCCACGCCCUCCGAGACACAAUCUGGCAGGGCUUAGAGCAAGGGAGAUUGACUUGCGGAAUGUUCGAGUGCGCAAAGCAUUUAGAAAUUAACCCUCACAACAUCAUGUUGUGUGUCCUGCCUGAAGAUAUGGUAGGGGAUGUGUCCGUACAUAUUCAUCACACUCUCAUCGAGGCUUUCUGUAUGGAAAACAACAUCAGACUUGUCAGGGUUGACAGCGAAGACAAACUGGCGUCAGUUGUCAAGUGUCGCCCAGGGCAGCAGAUGAACGACAACGAUGUUGCUGCUGGAAGGGUUACGUACAGCGACGCAGGCUGCGUCAUCGUGGACUACCCAGAGGAAGACGACCUCAGUCCUGCUGAAGUGACCGUGACCACAUUCUGCAAGUCUGUGGCCGGGAAGGGUUAUGGACCUGCGUCCGUUGUGACAAUACCCGCAUGAACAUGAGGGACAUAAUAUGGACAAUCUAAGGGAAAACCACAUCCCGAAAAAUAUCCACAAAAAAUGAAGAGAUCUUCAUGCCGGUGAGACAUCUCAGAUCUGCAACUGCCAAGUUGGAUCUAUGUCUCAAACCGUAGAUGGGUUGAAGUCAUCUUCAUUGAUACAUAUCCAUUGUCUCAUCAAAACCCAUUGGUCAUGUAAACGCCAUGAUUCAGGACGAGAGACACGGAUUGACCAGAAGCACUGGUUAUCCCGCCAUCAUCAAGGUUCAUCAUCACGUCAUCAACCAACACAAACGAACCACGUGAGAUGAACUGUGAAUGAACAUCGAAAUUCGUUUGGAUAUCACCUGAACAGUGUUUAAAACAACAUUUCAUGCCAUUCAUCUAUGCAAAAAAAUAUAAAAGGAAAAAAUGUGUGUAUAUAACAUUUGACAAAAAGUGACAAUGCUUCGUCUGGGAAUGACGAACAGUCUAGUGCAUCAAGGCAUUGGAACAUGUGACUUUCUUCUAGGGUUACCUGCCCUUGAACGACACGUUGAGGAACGAGGGGAAGCUGUGAAUGAGCUCAGAGAAGCUCGAACCUGCCGACCAGCUAACGGCUAUAUAAAAUAACGGGACUUUGUGUAUGCAUUGCCCUGCAUUACGCAAUAGACAAUUGUAUGUCAGUUCAUUAUAGAUCACUGGAGAGUUACGUUUACGUUAAAUAUAGUAGCUACUUUCUCUGACAUUUGUAAAGCUAAAUUAAUAAGUUAUUGUUUGCAUUUUGCAUUAGGUUACUUAUAAUGUUUUAGAUAUUUUGUUUAGAUUUAGAAAUAAAAAGUGAAAAGUA
Molecule: messenger RNA, 1500 nt
Organism: Haliotis rubra (blacklip abalone)
Lineage: Eukaryota; Metazoa; Mollusca; Gastropoda; Lepetellida; Haliotidae
Product: growth arrest and DNA damage-inducible protein GADD45 gamma-like
Exons: 5
Coding region: 1-669 (222 amino acids)
Biological process (GO): regulation of cell cycle
Cellular component (GO): cytoplasm; nucleus
Source: RefSeq, a predicted model, not a curated record